AUGCCAGUCUACGCCAUCACUGGUGCUCGCGCGGGCAUCGGCCGUGAAUACAUCCGGCAACUCUCCCAGCACAAAGAAAACACAAUCUUCGCCCUUGUCCGAAGCCUAGACAGCGACCUCUCACAUCUCCUCACAAUCCAACAAACCGCCCUCGGCGCGGUCCACAUCCUAGAAUGCGACGUCUCCUCUGAAGACUCCGUCGCCCGCCUCCCCGAGCGCAUCAAGACAGCCUCAGCCUCAUCCAACCCCAACAUCAAGAUCAACACCCUAAUCAACAAUGCCGCCGUGCUCCACUCUCGCGAAGAGACAAGCCUCAACCUAUCCUCCACAGCCCUCGCCUCACACAUAACCAGCAACGUACUCGGCCCGGCGAAAGUGCUGCAGGCACUGCUGUCGACGGGACUGCUAGCAGCCGACGCGCGCGUGGCGAACAUCAGCUCGGGCAUCGGCAGUUUGAGUCUGGUCGCGGAUGGAAGGAUCAACGCCGAGAUCACGCCUUAUAGUAUCAGCAAAGCAGCGUUGAAUAUGUUGACGGUGCACCAGGCAAGGCAGCUGACUAGUGAGGAGGCGACCAAGGGGAUGGUAGUUGUGGCGGUUGACCCGGGACAUGUCAAGACUGAGAUGGGCGGGCCGAAUGCAGUGGUGGAGGUGCAGGAUAGUGCGAGGGGGGUUUUGAGGACUUUGGAUGGUCUGUCGGGGGAGGAUAGUGGGGGGUUCUUUUUGUAUACGGGAGAGAAGCUGCCUUGGUAA
This is a messenger RNA of Canariomyces notabilis, 750 nucleotides long. RefSeq names its product NAD(P)-binding protein. Gene Ontology annotation, molecular function: oxidoreductase activity, acting on the CH-OH group of donors, NAD or NADP as acceptor. The record is from RefSeq and is a predicted model, not a curated record. Lineage: Eukaryota; Fungi; Ascomycota; Sordariomycetes; Sordariales; Chaetomiaceae. The transcript has a single exon. The coding region runs from base 1 to 750 and encodes 249 amino acids.